CUUUGACCCUUUGACCCGGAUUUCAUCUCUUAGCCAAAGUUUGUGUGUGUUUUUCUUUUUUGGCAGCUGCAAAUCCGUCUCAUAUUUUGCAGUCAUGUUAACGUUUUAUUACGACAUAAUGUCGCAGCCCUCGCGGGCCAUCUUCCAGUUUCUCAAGGCUAACAACAUCGUGUACAAAGACCAUCCGGUAGCGAUCAGAAAAGGGGAGCACAAGUCAGACUGGUACAUGAAGAUAAACCCCAUGGGAAAGGUUCCUGCCAUCAACGACAACGGCUUCAUUCUCACAGAAAGUGUGGCAAUCCUGAAGUACCUGGCUGUGAGGUACGUCGUCCCCGACCACUGGUACCCCUCGGACCCCCAGCAGAGGGCUCGUGUGGAUGAGUACAUGGCCUGGCAGCACAUGAACACACGCUUUAACUCAGCCGGGCUGUUCUGGAAAGAGGUUAUGAUACCACAGAUGACGGGCAAGCCAUUAGACAAAGCUACACUGAACAAGGCUGUGUCCGAGCUGAACAACACCCUGGACAUGCUGCAGACCAUGUUCCUCAAGAAUCAACAGUUUCUCUGUGGGGACAAUAUCACUAUCGCUGACCUACUGGCUGUCAAUGAACUGAUCCAGUGCCUGUCUUCUGGCCGUGACGUCACCCAAGGCAGGCCCAAGCUGCAGGCCUGGAUGAACCGGGUCAGGGAGAAGCUGCACCCCCAUUUUGACAACAGCGUUGGUAUGAUCUACAAAUUGAGGGACAUGUCCAGGAGACAGCAGGCUAGGCUCUAGAGAGGUGGUGACAGGCUCUAGAGAGGUGGUGACAGGCUCUAGAGAGGUGGUGACAGGCUCUAGAGAGGUGGUGACAGGCUCUAGAGAGGUGGUGACAGGCUCUAGAGAGGUGGUGACAGGCUCUAGAGAGGUGGUGACAGGCUCUAGAGAGGUGGUGACAGGCUCUAGAGAGGUGGUGACACUGAGAACAGUGCAAAGAUCAAAAUGUGCUGCGGACCUAAAUGUAACACUAGGUAGAGGUACCUCCGUAAAUAGUUUCAUCAGGUUGGCAGAUCAAUUGAACAAAGUCUUCUUCGUUACACAAACUUCUUUAAAUCUUCAGUAAAUGUUCCAACGACCAUCUGUCGCCAUCAUCAGUACACAAUGACACAAAUACUAUCGGUGCGAUGUGAACUACACGGAGACAGUGCAGUCUGAACUUAACCUAUUGUAUUGGGACGUAAUUACUUGACAUUGGAAUGUUCUUGAACAUGAUACGUUAAACAUCAUUGCUACUUUGUGACGUAGCAGCAAGGAUGCAGUCAUAAUGCAAUAGGUUAAGUUUGGACUGCACUGACUCUGUCUAUAUGGUUCAUAUAGCACUGAUAGUAUUUGUUUCAUUUUGUACUGAUGAAGGCGACAGAUGGUUGUUGAAAUGUUUACUGAAGAAUUAAAGAAGGUUACAUAACAGAGAAGACUUUGUUCAGGUUCAGGUACCGUUACAGAGGUUUAGGUCAUCAAUAAAGACAAAAUCAUGAAACAGUUUGUUUAGGCUUCAGACAUCUUAGCAUGUAGAGAACAUCUCUUCUCAAGAGGAUCUCAAAUCGAAGAUUGUAGUGCUGGUUUUAAUGCUCAUGCAAUGUUUUCAUCUUUUUCAUCUUUGCUUUAAGACUACAGUACAGUACAUCGUAGACCAGAAGAGACUUGGGUAAUAGACUAAUAAAGGUAUUAAAGGCUAGUUGCAACAACAAACAAAGCCUGAACAAUUCUUAGAUGCUCCAUCAAAAAUGUAAUUCCUAAGUAGCUAAAUAUGAAUUUUUUAACAACAACAACAGACGUGAGUAUGAAAUUCUGAAAUUCUCCAUAUUCAAUUUGAGGAUCAAGCUUUUUGGUAUGUAAUUUUUGAUUGUGAAACUCUAAGGAAAAGGUUUAUUAAGACAGUAAUGUAUGAAAUGUAAACAUAUCAGUAUAUUUACAGUCUCCAGCUAUAAGCUUGUUCACAAUUCAAAGUGCCAAUGCACAGUUAGAUGCAUAUGUGGAUGAUACCUCAAAGCUGAGGACCGCUAACUUGUAAACCGUUCUUGUCUCAACCUUGCACGGAUCUUAUUGAAUGUUCUAAUGUCUUUUGUUUAUGUCACAGGGGCUUUGAACUUUGACAUAUUAGCACAUGCACAUUUUAAUCCUUGAAUUGGCUUAUUGCAUUAAAAAUGUGGCCAACUAACUUCAAACAUACAAAACAUACAUUGGAACAAAGUUGAUCCUAGUUGGAAAAAAAAUGGAAGUAUAGAUAGGGAAAUUAUGAAAUUGUAUAAUAAAUUUGUUGCAAAUAGCUGCUGCCACAUGGCUGUAUAAAUUAUGUAAGAUUCUGUGGCAGCACAGUUGUAUGAUAUCACGCUGCUUCAAUAAUUUCAGACAGUUAACUUUUAAAAGUUACUUUAUGCAAAUAAUGCAACUGUUCAGAUGGUGCAUCUGAUGCUGUGCUAUGCUGUUGCACGUUUGCUACGAGUGAUCCUUUGAAAAAGCUUCUCUACAGAUGAUCUUACCAAAAAGAAGUUGAACGUACAGUACAUGAUGUACUUGAAGUGAAAUAAAAACACAACCAUGACAA
Messenger RNA from Branchiostoma floridae (Florida lancelet), 2582 nucleotides. RefSeq names its product glutathione S-transferase theta-1-like. Gene Ontology annotation, molecular function: glutathione transferase activity. Gene Ontology annotation, biological process: glutathione metabolic process. Lineage: Eukaryota; Metazoa; Chordata; Leptocardii; Amphioxiformes; Branchiostomatidae. Gene Ontology annotation, cellular component: cytoplasm. The coding region runs from base 95 to 775 and encodes 226 amino acids. The record is from RefSeq and is a predicted model, not a curated record. The transcript has 5 exons.